Polistes canadensis is the source of this 3588-nucleotide messenger RNA. RefSeq names its product tyrosine-protein kinase Dnt-like (gene dnt). Bases 566 to 2239 code for a protein of 557 amino acids. Gene Ontology annotation, molecular function: protein kinase activity; ATP binding. NCBI's taxonomy places the organism in Eukaryota, Metazoa, Arthropoda, Insecta, Hymenoptera, Vespidae. The record is from RefSeq and is a predicted model, not a curated record. Gene Ontology annotation, cellular component: signaling receptor complex. Gene Ontology annotation, biological process: multicellular organism development; protein phosphorylation; cell surface receptor protein tyrosine kinase signaling pathway. The transcript has 8 exons.
GACGAGCCCAGCCGAGCCAUGGCGGCGGUCGUGUCGCACACAAUCGCUCGUGGCUUUCACGAGGUAACUCACGUUCGCUCCGUACGACGCGUCAAAUAAAAGAUACUUUGCUUUGCUCGAAAUUUUCCCCUGUCGCGUCGCGUCAUUUACUCGUCCCUUAUUUUAUCCGCGAAAACUACUCAUUCUCUUCUCUUCUCUCUCGUAGCGAGACUCUACCGUUGUUAAUUGAAAAAAAGUGUCGAGCUGUCAAAGCGCGCGCGUUCCUUUUCACGACUCUUUCGGACGGCGGGAGGGAGAGGAACGGAGAUAGAGAGAUAGACGCAAAGAAGGAUACUUUGUCGCGUCGUGUCAGGCGUCGCGCUGCCAAGUCGUGCACGCGCGACGCCUUAGCGUUUACCAGAAGAGAUGACCUCUUUGACAACAUUUCUCUGAAGUGUUCCUCAAGAAUAAGGAAGAAGAAGAAGAAGAAAGAACAAAAUAAAUUUACUCUUAGCUUUUGGGGCUGCACACGUGUGUCAUCCGUCAUUUGAUUGUCGCUGACGCUGACGCUGCUGGCGCAGACGCGAUGUCGCUCUUCGAACUGACGUCGAUUCUUUUCCUCGUGCUUGCCUCGCCUGCCUCGGGAUACUUCAAUCUUUUUCUCAGCCAGGCAGAAGUACGCAAACUCAUGGGUCUCCAAGCGGAAUUGUUUUACGUGAGAGAAGGUGUGAUCAACGAUUAUGCCAUUAAAUUCGUUGUACCGGUUCCAGCGCAAGUUCACAAGUUGCAUUUCACAUGGCAAAAUCUUGCUGGCAGACCGCUUCCUUACACGUUGGACGUAGAUAUCAGCAAUCCAUCCGCACUAAGCAGCUCGCUGAACAUCUCUCAAACAGGCGAGAUGCCGGUUGGUAUCGUACAAACUUGGGCCCUAGCUUUGCAUUGUGGUCCAUACGAUGCCGAAGUGGACCUAACCUUACGAAUAAAUGUUUCCGUAUCUAAGAGAAAUACAACGAGUUUAGAAUUUAGACGAAAAAAGAUCUGCUUAAAAGAGAAGAGCAGUUACACCGGACCCGAAGAGGUUUUAGUAGCUGCUUCGGGUUCUACUUCCGGUGGACAGGUGUUCUACGCAGCCAUCGGAUGUGCCUGUGCCUUUAUCGCUGCCUUAAGCGUUCUCGUGGUGGCCUAUUACGUUCGAGAUAAGAAGGCCAGAAGGCAUAGGGAUCCUUUACAAGAGUCCAGAGGUAUCAGCUCCGCGUGUAGCGUCGAACGAGGAACAGGGGUUGGUCCAGCGCAAACCUUCCUAUCUCCGGAAACUCCACCACCCUCGGCGUCUGGAGCAUCAGCGUCCACUUAUAGAAGAUUAGACGACAGACCUAGUCGAGAGCUACACGAGAGAAUUCAAGAGAUCACCGUACAAAGAUGCAGGGUGCGUCUUCUCAGCAUAGAAAUGGAGGGCACCUUUGGUCGCGUGUAUAGGGGUAGUUAUCACGAGGAGGGUGCUUCGUCUCCGAGGGACGUUCUAGUAAAAACAGCCGCCGAGCACGCCUCGCAGUCACAAGUCGCCCUUCUCCUACGAGAAGGUUUAGCUCUUUACGGUUUGAGUCACCCAGCUUUACUCCCUGUCCUGGGUGUCUCGAUCGAGGACAGAAGCGCGCCCUUCCUUCUAUAUCCGCAUACCGGUUACAAAAACAUGAAGAGGUUCUUACUAAGGUGUAAGCUGAGCAGCGAAGGACCACCGAGGGCCCUUACAACUCAGGAAGUCGUCGAAAUGGCACUUCAAGCUGCCAAAGGGGUUCAGUAUCUUCAUAGGAAACGACUUGUCCAUAAAGAUCUUGCUGCGAGGAAUUGCGUGGUCGACGAUGAUCUACGAGUUCAAAUAACGGACAACGCCCUUGCUAGAGAUCUCUUCCCUCAGGAUUACCAUUGUUUGGGAGAUAACGAGAAUCGACCAAUCAAGUGGUUAGCUAUAGAGAGUCUACUUGGUAAAACGUUUACCACUGCGUCGGACGUUUGGGCAUUCGGCGUUCUCCUGUGGGAAUUAACGACACUGGCGCAACAACCCUACGUCGAAGUAGAUCCAUUCGAGAUGGCCAGUUAUCUUCGAGACGGUUACAGAUUAGCUCAGCCGAUCAAUUGUCCUGACGAGUUAUUCGCAGUGAUGGCCUAUUGUUGGGCCAUGUCUCCCGACGAGAGACCUACUUUCGGACAAUUAAUAGUUUGCUUGCAGGAUUUCCACACGCAAUUGACGAGAUACGUUUAAUGCUCGUACGAGUAAUAGUAAAGAAAUAAUAAUAAUAAUAAACUCGUUUAAAUAUCGAGCGAAUUCGACGUAGGGAGGGGCUGGGGAAGGGGCGGACGUGUGUGUUCAUGUAUACAUUUGUAAGCAGGGUGAUCAAUUUGAAUCUAAUCGUAAGAGCAUAAGUAUUUCAGUGAAUAAGUACAUAAAAUGAAAUGAAAUAUGUGUGAAACGAAAUUAUAAACGUUCACUAAGCAUCUAUUUCAUUUGAUACAAUUCCUAUUUACUUGAAUACUUUCUAAAUGAAUUCGUUGAAAUUUGUCGAUCAUCCUGUAUAUAUUCGUUCAAUAGCUAUAUCUCGUUCAAAGUACUUACUAUUGCAAAUUCGCACGUCGUUAACGUGUCGCUUAUUUUACUCGAAAUCGAAUAACUCGAAUAAUCCAUGCGUUAAGUAUCGAUCCUAUCCAACUGCCAGCAAGCAUUUCGUCUUUCCUUCGCAUACCAAGCCAUGAUAUGUAGCCUAUAUAUUAGAGAGAGAGAGAGAGAGAGAGAGAGAGAGAGAGUAAGAGAGAGAAUGGGCGAGUAUCCGGAUAUGGGAUGAUACUUACGUAAAUGAUGAUCGAAACGUCGUGAUUAGGAAUAUUGGAAAGCGAUCAAUCUUCUUCUAUUCGCGAGAAAUCAGGAGAGUGUUUCAUCAAAAUAAAUUCAAUACUCUGCAUAUAGCAUAGUGAUCUGUCUAUGUAUCUAUAGAAUAGUGCAUUGUGCAUUUACGAUCGAUCAGGUUUCUAUCAGCUCGAAUAAGAAGAAUAGAGUUUCGAAUAUCGUCGUCAAAAGGUUUAUAUAGGAAAGAAAAAAUGAAUGCUUCCCUUGCCACGCUAGUCUUUCGACAGUGCCAAUUCCUUUUGUAUUUUUGUACAUACUUACUAUUCGUAUUAAUUCUUCGUACGCACCUAUAUCUGUAUAUGUAUAUUUAAUAUUCGCGAUAAGCGUACGCUUCGAAAUCCAACCAGAGGAAAAUAAAAAAAACAAAAAGAGAAUAUAUUCUAUGUAAAUAUACGUAUAUAUCAAAACGAACGACUAUAUAUAUUAUAUAUAUACAUUUGCGUUUAUUAAGUCGAGAGAGUUGAAACGAUCGAAAAUAUUCUGUCCUGUUUUAGUAAUAUCGCAGCCAAAUGGCGAGCAAGGAAAAUAAUAUUUCAUCUUUUACAUCGUCUCUCUCUUACGACUCGACGAAUUUACUAUUAUAAGUAUCCUUAAGAAUCGCUAUGAAUGUACAAACUCGCCGGAAACGUUACAUAAAAAUCAAGAAAAAAGAAAUAAAUUUAUAAUGUAAAGGGGAAAAAAAAAGAACAAAAAGAAAACAAAACGAUACG